CACUGACACGCGCCACACUCACACGCGCCACACUCACACGCGCGCCGGUGCCGCGAGCUCCGUCUCCGUCUCUCCGAGUUCGUCUCUCGCGAGUUCCUCCGCCCGCCAGGGUCCUCUCUGCGGUCUCCCGGCGCGACGGAGAGACGGAGAGACGGCGACGCCGAGAGAGCGAGAGAGACAGAGAGCAAAGAGACAUAUCUCGCCAUGAGCAAAGAAGUGCUCCCUCCCGGGCCCCUGGCCGCGUACAACAGCCUCGAGGACAAACACCUGGCCGCCUACUUCAGCAGCGCCCGCAUGAGACGGCACCUGCGCAGGGUUGGACUGAUCAAGCGCAGCGGGGAGCUGGUGUCGGAGAGGGCCUACAAGCUGCAGGUGGCGCGCAAGGAGCACCAGGAGCGCGUGAGGGAGGUGCUGGCUCAGGCCAUCCUGGACAAGGCCCUGCACAUGGAGCAUUACAGGCAGGCGGCCAUCCGACGAAAGCUGGAGGAGAUAUCCAAGCUGAAGAGGAUUCGGAGGAUACAGGUGGGGUGUGUCGAGUACAGCCGCGGGGCCGUGCCUCCGUCGUGGACGGCUCGCGGGCAGCAGGCGGAGAGAGACGCGCUGCGAAUCCUUCAGCCGCACCCUCCGCCUGAGCGCAGGACGGGGCCUCGGAGCGGAGGGACGAGCGACGGCGCUUCCCCAGAGUCGCCAACGGCAACCAGCUCCGCAGAGGCCGAGGAGUCGAGCCGUCCUCUGACGGCGCCCGAACAGAGCUCGCGGCCCCAGCGACUGCAGCCGCUUCGCACCGCGGUCAGCCUGCCCUGCCCCACGCGACUCAACCAGCUAGAACGAGAGAUGCUGCAGAAGCUCACAGGCCGGACCACCUUUCUGGUGGAGCCUCACCCGCCACCGUCGCCCUACGUCCUUCCACUCAUCUGCAACCGCGUCGCCAGCACCGGCUCCAACCACCACCACCAGCAGCAGCUCAACUCCCGGAGCAACGAGGCGCUCAGGAGUCGAACGUCCGCGCAACCCCUCGGCACGAGACGCGGCAGGGUGCUCCGGAUUUCGGCCUCCCAGGGCCACGCGAGCCCCCCGGCGGAGGGCGACGGCAAGGUUGGCUCCGGCUCCCAGCCGCGGUUGCGGACGCUGGUCCCUCGCCCGCCCCAGCCCCGCGGCGGCGGCGCGGCCACCGCCACCGCCACUGUGGAGGUCUCCAUGGUGUACCUGGGCAAGCGCGGGCGCCCGUCGCGAGAGCAGGUGCUGGGCGACGAGGUGCGCGUGAUGCAGCAGCACUGCGGCGGGGAGAGCCUCUGCGUGUUCCACGGUCGCUUGAAAAGAGGAGAGGCGUUUCGGUUCCGGUCGCGUCGGCUCGGCGGGUUCCCCUUCAGCCUGUCGCUCUACGUCGACGGCCUGCUGAUCGGCCGGCUCAGCUGGUGCUGCGAGUUCCGCCACCGGCAAGGCGGCCGACUCAGCGGGGGGCGCCUGUCGCACUUCAGCCUCACGGGCGUGCAGGGCGCCGCACCCUGCUACCGGUGCAUCAUCGCCCAGGGGCUGGACAUCCAGCCCUUCCCGCCGGCCAAGCGCAAGGGGGGCGAUCGCGAGCGAGCGGCGCACACGGAGCCCCCGCGGACGGAGAGCGUCGAGCAGCCGCUACAGCAGCAGCAGCGGGAGCAGCACUCGUCGACAGAGGAGAGCGACAGUGGAGAGAGCGACGACGAGGAGGAGGACGUUGACGUCGACGAUGACGACGAUGAUGACGGUGACGGUGACAGAGAUGAAGCCGCGGCAAGCAGUGGAAAAACAGCACCGAAUGAAUACAUGGAGGAUUUUGAAGAGGAGGAGGAGGAGGAGCUCGAAGAGGAGAUGGAGGAGCAGCAGCAGAAGGUGAAGGAGGAGGACACGGGCGAGGUGGUGGAGAAAUGCCCCGGCUCCGGCGGCGGCGGCGUUGUCGAGACGCACGACGAGCCGCGAGGUUUCGACGAUGGUGCCGGAGACGUUACCGAUGAAUCCGACGGCGGCUCCGUCGUGGAGGGGGGCUCCGCGACUGUGGGCAGUGCCAAUCGCGAGACGAACGUGAGGAGCUCUCCGGCGCACAGCAGUGAAGAUGUCGGAGAGGAUGAGGAGGAAGCAGAUGAGAAGAGGAACAAUGAGGAGGAGGAGACGCAAGGAGAGAUACCAGACGACGACUGGGACAGAGAGACACCAUCACCGCUGCGCAGUUACAUGGAAGAGGAGGACCGCGACGAUGACGGUGACGUCACGACCCGGGGGGGAAGCUCCCACUCCACUCAUUCUGAAGAAAACGCCGGCAGGGAAGGGCGAGGGACCGUCGCUUCCGACGAAGAAUCUGGGCACGGCAGCGACGCGACGGAGGUGGACGUAGCGGCAGGACAGGAUGGGGAAGAGGAAUGGGAUGAAGCGACGGGCGAUGGUGAUGGGAACAUCCCUGCAGCGGCGGCGAUGGUGGUUGGAGACGAUGCAAGCAGCGGAGGCCCCGCGAGUGUGGCUCACCGCAUCUCGACGGCGUUGAGCCACACGGAGCGGCGGGCCGCCUCCGAGCCGGAGCUGAGCAGCGACUCGUCAAACUCCGAGGACGAGGAUACGGCAGUGGCGCCGGUGGCGGCCGUGCAGGACAGCAGUGGCAGUGAUAACGGUGCGAUUGGACCAGACGGCAAGACCGACGCUGAAGCCGAUGACAAUGCCGAGGAAAGUGGGGACGGGGACCACGAAGCGGCAGUGAAAGAUUUGGACGCCAAAGACGUUGCCUCUGAAUGGGAAGCGGAAACAUCCGCUGUCGGUCGGGAGGUAGCCACUGUUGCCACUGAAGACGACUCGCUAGCGACCAAAGGAAUGAAAAACGACGACAAUCAAGGUGCUAACGAUGUGACCAACGAAGGUGAAGUGUCUCAGCGAACACCGAGAGAUGAGCCUGAAGCUCCAGCGGAGACAUCAGAUGUCAUGGAUGCAGGAGGAUUGGGAGUCACAGACGCAGAUCUAAAGGAGGAUACUAAGGCCCAGGAUGGAGCUCUGGCAGAGGCUGAGGACAGAGCUCCAUCACAGGUUCAAAAUGUAGGUUCAGAGGAAAAAGCAGAGGUCGAAAAUUAUUUAUUAGAGGAAGCAGAGGCCCAGGAUGGAGCUGUAGUAGAAGUAGCAGAGGCCCAGGAUGGAGCUGUAGUAGAAGAAGUAGAGGUCCAGGAUGGAGUUGCAGUGGAGGAAGCAGACGCCCAGGAUGGAGCUGCAGAAGAGGAAGCAGAGGCACAGGAUGGAGCUGUAGUAGAAGAAGCAGAGGCACAGGAUGGAGCUGCAGAAGAAGAAGCAGAGGCACAGGAUGGAGCUGUAGUAGAAGAAGCAGAGGCCCAAGAUGGAGCUCUAGUUGAGGAAGCAGAGGCACAGGAUGGAGCUGUAGUAGAAGAAGCAGAGGCCCAAGAUGGAGCUGCAGUGGAGGAAGCAGAUGCCCAGGAUGGAGCUGCAGUAAAAGAAGCAGAGGUCCAGGAUGGAGUUGAAGCAAAGGCCCAGGAUGGAGCUGAAGCAGAGGAAGCAAAGGCACAGGAUGGAGCUGCAGUAGAAGAAGCAGAGGCCCAAGGUGGAGCUCCAAUAGAAGAAGCUGAAGCACAGGAUGGAGCUCUAGGAGAGGAAACCGAUACACAGGAUGGAGCUUCAACUGAGGCAUCAGAGGCCCAGGGUGGACCUCUAACAGAGGAAACUGAGGCCCAUGACAAAGCACCAGUAGAGGAAGCAGAGGCCAAGGAUGGGGUUCCAACUGAUAAAUUCAAGGUCCAGGAUGGAGCUCCAACAGAAGAAGCAGAGGCUCAGAGUGGAGCUCCAUCAGGGGAAGCAGAGGACGAGGAUGGGGCUUCAUCACAAAAAGUAGAGGCCCAGGACAGAGCUUCAUCAGAGGAAGCAGAGGCACAAGAUGGAGCUCCAGUAGCAGAAGCAGAGGCCCAGGAUGGAGCUCCACCAGAUGAAAUAAAGUUUCAGAGUGGAGUUGAAACAGAGGAAACAGAAGUCCAGUGUGAAGCUCCAUCAGCGGAAGUGGAGGCCCAGGAUGAAACUUCAGCAGAGAAACAUGAAAAUACUAUUUCAGACAAAGCAAUGGAUGGUGAUGUUAAGCAUCAAGCUCAUGGUGUUCAGUGUCCAGGAGAAGAAGCCCCACAGGCAGACAAUGGGUUUCAAGAUAAAGAUCUGAUUGAGGCAGUGGCAAAUAUUGAAAAUGGAGUGACCAGCAUGGCUCAUACUGAAGAUUCGGUGGCAGCACAAGAAGACGAGAACAAAGGCGAAGGUGCGACGGACACUCUUUCUCAACAACAACAAGAAGGACUCAAUAGUGUCCAGGAGUCUCCAGCAGAGGUAGGGCUAGAUACCCAUGAUGAGUCUCCAUGUAACGGACAAGGUGACCACGAAGGAACUGCGGAACAAGAACAGAGGGAAGAUCGGAAUCCUGAGACCAAGCCUAAUAGCGAGGAGUUGGAGAGAGAUGAAAAGAAGCCACCCAAGUUGUGGAAAAAGUUGAGCCAGCGAGUGCUGAGUUUUAACGAGCAUCAAGACGGAGAAGCGGCGAUGGAUGAACGAGGAGAUCAGAAACCUGACCCUGACAAACAGGCCAAGGUCAAACAGGCCAAGGUCCAGGGUGAUGUCGACACGAAGGAAAUCGAAGCUGCUGUGGAGAAGGUCGUAUCAGCGCAAGAAAAAACACCGGUGGACAAAUCCAGGGAUGUUGUGAGAGCAAUCGUCAGGAACGAGGCAGCUGAAGAGAACACCGAGCCUGGUGAUGCACGUCCGGACGAUGGAGACCACGCCAGAGCAGACGACGAAUCGGAUGGAAGCGUGGUUAAGGCUGAGGCAUCGCAGCAAGUGGCUGAGGCUCAGAAAAAUGAUCUGGGGGAUGCUGUUGAACCUGGUGACACUUUGCAAGCGGGCGAGAACACGGACGCACACGGCGCGUCUCAAUCGGGGCCCGGCGACAGCGAGGAUUGCGACGCGGACCCAGAGGAAGGCACGAAGCGCAGCAGCGGGUCAACAGCCGAGGAUCUCGACGGCAAAGGGCAUCCUCGCAACAAGGUGGGCGACGGUCACGAGGGAGGAACCGAGAAGAGCAACGCGGCUUCUAGAAACGGCGAAGGCGACGGUGAAGCCGACGGGAAUAAAAAGCCCCGGCUCUGGAAGCAGCUGAGCAAGCGGGUCCUGAGCUGGUCGGAGCAGCAGAAUGGAUCUUCCCCGAUGGAGGAGGCAGAAAUGGGAGGCAAGAGAGAGGAGGGACCUCACGGCGGCGCCGAGACCCACGGCGGAGCGGACAAUCGUGGCGGAGAGCUCCAGUGUGGAGCUUCGACGGAGGAAGCAGUGGUUCACCAGGGAUCGUGUCGCGAGCGUGAACAGCGGCCCGGGGAAGAGGCUGCUCGAGUUGGGGACGUCAAAGCCCCCACUGGAGACACGGAGACGGGAGAGGACGAGACCUUGUCGGGCGAGGCGGGCGAGGGCAGAGGCGACAGCAAUGGCGUGAAUUUGGACCUCGUGGCGUCCGAUGAUAAACCGGCAGAGUCAGAGGAUAAUCCAGCAACUUAGCCAAAGCUGAAGGGUGGAUUGACCUGCUGUACUAGCGGCUGUGAGACAAUCUGCUCGUGCAGGACUGGUAAAGACGAGUAGAUCGGACAACCUUUCAGCAAUAAGGUCACGAUUAAUGCGGCGGAUCGAAUCGCGAGCGCUGUUGUGCGUGUGGAUGUCUGGGACAGCGGAGAGUCUUGAGCAGCACGUGAUAUUGUGGAGGGGCGCACAUUCCCACAGCCUCAAUGUAAAACUCCGCGAGUGGGAUGAGACCGUCAAGAGCAGACUUUGGAGUUCAUGAGGCAUCAACUCCUCAACGGCCGCACGAUCUUGAAGGAGGCAGAAAGUGGUGUGAUGGCAUCAGCCGCAUAAUCUCUUCAAUUAAUCUUGAGGGUCUUUACAGCCACUGAAUGGAGCUGCAUCUAAGCGGGUGUACAUGAGAGUUGGGGGGACGACGACACUGAUGUUGCUUAGGGGGACACGGCCCCCUAGACUCCCCCCUAACCCCCGUUACCACCCCGGAGAAAUGAUCACUGGUGCGGGAACCUGCUGAAUGUGUUGUUAGAAUCUUGGGAGGACGUUUGACCUCGGCAGCUCAAAGUUGACGGAGAUCAACUGAGCCCAUUGUGUGUGUGUGUGUGUUACAGGCGUUUGAAACAAUCGGAGAGAGUGGGGUAACAAUAGGAGUCGUUAAUCAAGAGGUCAGAAAGAGAUGCGGCCGAAUGGCUCAAGGGUUCAAAUCACUGAGCCGGUGCUGCUGAGAUCUUGGAUUUGAAUCUUGGCUUCCGCUGACUGUGACUCAAGUGUAGUGAGUCGAUGGCGUCAGCCUGGUCUCUCUUUCUGUCUCCCUGUAUCUGUGUUGUGUUUGUGUCUGUCUUGCUGUGUCUCUUUGUAUUUGUCUCUCGAUAUUGCUGUAUAUCUCCGUGUAUAUGUGUCCUUCUUGCUGGGCGUGAAUGUAUCCGCCAUCUGUGUGUGUGUCUUCUCUGUUUCUGUCUCUCUGCCUCUCUUUAUGAGUUUCUAUGUCUCUGUGUCUCCGCGUCUAUCGCUGCAUCUAUUUCCAUGCCUCUAUCUAUCGGUGUAUCUAUCCAUGUCUCUGCAUCCAGGGCAACAUCUUCCCAUUGUCAGCACAGCUGAGACAGCCGUUUCUCAGAUCAGCUUUCGAACUUCCAAGUUUUAUCUGCCUGGUUCCACCCCGCAUUAAAGGCCGUGACACGCUCGGGAAAUAUCGUCUGCCAGUGGCUGAAUAAUUAAGAAAGCGACAAAGUCCAUCUCGAGAUUUUUAUCCUCAGCGUGGAGAUGAAUUCAUCGAGUCACCACUCUAAUAUGCUGGUAGUGGCUUCAUCAUGAGCACUCUCUCACACAGAGACCCAUAUACUCACUCACAGACCCAUAGACUCACGGAGAAACCCACAGACUCGCAGGAGAAGCCCAUAGAUUCACAUUGAGGUCCACUGAGACAAUGCAAUAUGCUGGCAGUGGCUUCUAUGUGCUUUCCCACAUAAAGACCCAUAUAUAUAGACAUUACCUGUAGACGCAUAUAGAUACCCAUAGACUUACAUAGAGACCCGGGGGUUAUUUAGCCCAACUUCAUCACGCUAAUCACCACCGGUUAAUGAAGGUGGGGAGCAUAGAGGCUCGAAAAUAGUACAGUACAACAAUGUACGCUGCUGCACUGCCCUCUGCUGGCAACGUCGCCCUGUCCGCAACCUAUAACACCUGUGUGUGUGGCACUGCAGUCGCCCGUGCAAGCACGAUGUGGGCUCCACCCCGCUCAUCACUUUCCGAGGUCUGGCGAGAUGGGGCACAUUCCGGGCGAUCUGACCACACGGGCUGAACACUUUGGGUCUCCCCCCUGCCCCCCCCCCCCGCCCCCGGUUAGUUGUACCUGCACGCCUCGCGUGACAUGAAAGGCGAGGAGGAGGUGGUGGUGGAGUGAAAUUCCCUUCUCAACCGGGAGUCAGAGCCCCACCAACUGCAUUGCUUAGCACGGUUGGCUACGUGCGGUGCGAAAGAAGUCAAACAGACGUGCAACUACAUUGAUUGCUUCCAGGCUUGUGUCGUCGUCGUCGUCAUCGUUGUCACUGUGGACUCUACUUGAAGUGAGCGAGUCGCGCCGAAUGGACGCGACUUGGACAGCGAAGCGAGCUACUGCUACUGCUGCUGCUGUUGCAACUGCUGCUGCUGUUGCUGCUGCAACUGCUACCUCUGCUACUGCUGCUGCUGCGACUGCUGCUGCUGCGUAUGCGACAAUGAAUGUCCGCGGUUUCCAGGGUCUCCCAGCCCUCAAUGGCCAAGUUCGCCUUUCCGUGCUCGCCAAUUUCCCGGGCGGAUACGAAUGAAGUUACGACACGCUGCUCGAGCCUGAUGAUUGCUAAAACGGUGCGUUCUUUGUGCGCUGCAAUAGCCGGAUCUAAAUGUGCGUGCUUUGCUGCGUCCCACAGGAAGCAAGCACUGUGGCGUGCGAGUCACAAUUGAUGUUUUCGUUAGGCCACUUACUGAUUCUGGCCUAAAUGCUUGUGGUAAAGCCCUCCAACUACCCAACAGAGCCAAAUAAAUCGCAUUGUCUCGCGUACGAGCGUUUCAGUGCGCCAAAUAUUGAGUCAGCUCACCGGCAAGUUGCAAAAACAAUUGUCACGGCUAACUUUAGCAAUUGGAUAGCAAUCGGUAGAGUCCGUGGCCCAACAUAAAACUUAAUUGCGAAACAUUGGCUGCGAAAACCAACGUGCUAAAUACUUUCUUGUGUGUGUGUUAUGUUUCACGUGACACAAAGAACGCCAAUUUAUAUUAACCUGGAACAAACUGAACACAAUCGUCAAUAACACUGUGGCCUUAAAAUAAAAAAAUGACAAAAGCGACGUUUCGGGAAAAGCCCAAAGAGAGGCCCAAAGAGACGAGUGGAUAAUAAUCGCGAUAUACUGCACUUAUCUACACCAUGGGGGGCUGAUAAGAAUGAUAUUUUAAGAUAUAUUCUCUGAUGACCAUGUUUUAUAUUCAUCUUCUUGGUUCUUUCUGUAAAGUCACGUA
Lethenteron reissneri (Far Eastern brook lamprey) is the source of this 8544-nucleotide messenger RNA. Its product is annotated as glutamate-rich protein 3-like. NCBI's taxonomy places the organism in Eukaryota, Metazoa, Chordata, Hyperoartia, Petromyzontiformes, Petromyzontidae. The record is from RefSeq and is a predicted model, not a curated record.